Dovyalis caffra is the source of this 606-nucleotide messenger RNA. Lineage: Eukaryota; Viridiplantae; Streptophyta; Magnoliopsida; Malpighiales; Salicaceae. The record is from the annotation of a GenBank genome assembly.
AUGGCAGCCAAGAAAACUAAAGGAAGGCAAAAGGUGGAAAUGAAGAGAAUUGAGAAUAAAGAUGAUAGAUUAAUCACCUUCUUAAAGCGUAGAUCUGGGAUCUUCAAAAAGGCUAGCGAACUGGUAACUUUAACUGGGGCAGAAAUUGCAGUUGUAGCAUUUUCACCGACAGGUAAGCCCUUCUCUUCUGGUCAUCCUUCAGUUGAAUCGAUUAUCAAUCGUUUUCUUGAAGAACAUUCGAACAUAGACAACUCCACCUAUAAUCUCAUGGAGGCUAACAGGAGGAAGCGAAUUGGAGAACUGAUCCAAAAAUAUAAUGAAAUGCAACAUGAAGUGGAGGAGAAGAAGGAAAAAAGCCACAAAUUAAAGGGCAAAAUAAAAGAAAUUGACUGCAAGAGUUGGUGGGAUACUUCUAUUGAAGACCUUAACCUCGACGAUCUUAUUAAGUUAGGAAAAAAGUUUGAAAAGUUACAAAUGACCUUGCAAAGUAAAAUCGUAAAGAAAAAUAAUGGUGCUUCUUCUUCACAGGCUCCAAAAAUCUACAAUACAUCUGGAUCUGAUGCAAAUGACCCAAAUGCUUCUGUUUUUCUUGAUACCAAUCAUUAG